This is a messenger RNA of Melozone crissalis (California towhee), 1061 nucleotides long. It is a transcript of the gene SMG9, whose product is annotated as SMG9 nonsense mediated mRNA decay factor. Gene Ontology annotation, biological process: nuclear-transcribed mRNA catabolic process, nonsense-mediated decay. The coding region runs from base 54 to 989 and encodes 311 amino acids. The transcript has 9 exons. The record is from RefSeq and is a predicted model, not a curated record. Lineage: Eukaryota; Metazoa; Chordata; Aves; Passeriformes; Passerellidae.
CGGGAGCCCCUCAGGAGCCGCUCGGGGCCCGGAGCAGCCCCGGUGCCGCCGCCAUGUCGGACUCCGGGCAGAGCCCCGCCCCCGGCGCGCGGCGCCGCUGCUGGAACCGAGAGAAGGAACCGGAGGGAGGCGGAGAGAGGAGGGAGCUGGGGGAGGAGCCAGCGGGGACCCUACAGAAGACGCCAAUCAUCCUGGCCAAGCCCCCUGCAGAACGGCAGCAGCCGCCUCCGGCCGCUCCAAAGGCGGGGCCAGCACAAGCCCCGCCCCCUCCCGCGCCGGCCCCGCCCAUCGUGCUGAUGAAAGCGCGGGGGGAGGAGGGGCGGGGAGGGGGCGGAGCCUCGGCAGCACCAGGGGAGGGCCCACAGCAAGCCCCGCCCACCGAGAGGGAGGGGCCACGCCCCACCCAGCCUGUCUAUCAACUGCACAGCCGGGGAUUGGCCCCGCCCGCCGCGCUGGACCCUGCCCAGGCCCAGGCCCGGCUGGCGGCGCCCGAGAAGAUGAAAAGCAGCAUCAAACUGGUGGACGAGCAAAUGAACUGGUGCGACAGCGCCCUCGAGUUCCUGCUGGAGCAGACGGACGUGCUGGUGGUGGGGGCGCUGGGGCUGCAGGGCACCGGGAAAUCCACGGUGAUGUCGCUGCUGGCCGGGAACCAGCCCGAGGAGGACCCGCGCUCCUUCGUGUUCCGGCCGCAGCCGCCGGAGCUGCGCGAGAGGGGCGGGGCCCAGACCGGGGGCAUCGACCUGUUCAUCACCCAGGAGCGCGUGCUGUUCUUGGAUACACAGCCCAUCCUAAGCCCCGCCCACCUGGAUCACCUGAUCAACAACGACCGGAAGCUCCCGCCCGAGUUCGCGCUGCCCACGCCUACGUGGAGACGCAGUCGCUGCAGAUCGCCGCCUUCCUGUUCACCGUGUGCCACGUGGUGCUGCUGGUGCAGGAUUGGUUCACUGACCUGGGGCUCUACAGGUUCCUGCAGACGGCCGAGAUGGUGAAGCCGCCGACGCCGUCCCCGAGCCACGACUCGAGCGGGGCCGGGCCCGAGGAGCCCUCCGAGUAUUACCCGC